Molecule: messenger RNA, 1400 nt
Organism: Guyanagaster necrorhizus
Lineage: Eukaryota; Fungi; Basidiomycota; Agaricomycetes; Agaricales; Physalacriaceae
Product: proliferation-associated protein 1
Exons: 7
Coding region: 58-1254 (398 amino acids)
Source: RefSeq, a predicted model, not a curated record
GACCUUCAUCUUUUUUUUUUUUCUCCAAUACCUUGAACCAAUCCAUACAAAAUUGCAAUGGCCGAGGAAGAGAAGCCUGCUGUUGCUCCCGAUGCUACCAAGGCUCCUUCAACAGUUGAGGCUGAUUUGACCAAGUACAAGACGGCAGCGGAUAUCGUUCACCAAGUGAUGAAGAAGCUCAUAGAGCUUUCUGUCGAAGGAGCCAGAAUCAUCGAUCUUUGUAUCGAGGGAGACAAGCUCAUUGAGCAAGGCACCGGAGCCGUGUACAACAAGGCGGUCAAGGGUAUCAAGGUUUCCAAGGGCCUUGCCUUCCCGACCUGCAUCUCAGUCAACAAUUGUGUUGCUCAUUUUUCACCCCUGGCCUCGGAUCCUCAAUCUGAGCAGGUCCUAGCCAAGGACGACGUAGUGAAGAUUCAUGUUGGAGCGCAUAUUGACGGAUUCGCAUCCAUCUCUGCUGAGACAAUCGUUAUUGGUGCAUCACCCAAAAACCCUGUUACUGGACGCCGGGCAGACGUGAUCAAAGCUGCGUGGCAUGCGGCAGAAAUUGCUAUGCGAACCGUUAAAGUUGGUAACAAAAACUGGGCAGUUACGGAAGCCGUCGCCAGUGCCGCCGCGACGUGGGAUUGCAAGCCUGUUGAAGGUAUGCUAUCCUGUGAACAGAAACAAAAUCUCAUUGACGGCAAGAAACGUAUCAUCCUCAACCCCAGUGAAGUUCAGAAGCGAGAUUUUGAGGCCGUCACGUUCGCCGAGGGCGAGGUGUAUGGUAUUGACAUUCUCAUAUCCUCCGGUGAAGAUGGAAAGGCAAGGAUUGAAGAGUCCCGAACGACAAUCUUCCAACGUGAUUCUGCAAUCACGUAUCAACUCAAAAUGAAGACGUCUCGUGCCGUCUUCUCAGAAGUACAGAAGAAGGCUGGUGCUUUCCCAUUCAACGUACGUGUCCUGGAGGACGAGAAACGCGCCCGGAUGGGUUUGCAGGAGGCCGUACAACACAGUUUGGUCAAGCCAUACGAAGUGAUCUACACUCCCUCGAAUACCUUCGUCGCUGCUUUUCACUUCACGAUUGCACUCCUGCCUGCUGGUCCUUCGCUUAUCACUCAUCCACCCAUCUGGUACAAGCCCGAGCUCAUCAAAACAGAGAAAGAACUCGAAAACGAAGAACUAAAAGCCCUUCUUGCACGGAACUUGCGGGAGAACAAGAAGAACAAGAAGAAAAAGGUUAAAGCUGAGGAAGAGGCCGCAUCGAAGGAGGAGUAAUUUUGUGCUGUAGUAGUAUCCUCUUGCACCAUCAUCUUGACAGUUGUAGCACAAUGUAGUACAUCCCACCACCUGUCCAUCUGAAUAUCGCAUAUUCAAGGAUGUCGGCUUGAUUGUACAAGUCGUUUUUCUGCGUCUUCUCCAAA